AUGAAACCUUCCUCUCUAUUCAUCUUUUUCCAUCUUAUGUUAUCCGUUUUUGGAGAUAACCCUCCAUAUGAGCCUUUAGAAAAUAUUGCACUGGAUUGCGGAUCCCCUGAUUUGCGAACUUUGCCAUUUGAUGGCCGGAACUGGACUAGUGAUGCAAGUUUCAUCUCGCAGAGCAAGUCUACUGUAGCACCAAUAAUGGUUUCUUCUUCCAUUGAGCCAGGAGUCCCUCAAGUUCCUUAUAAGACUGCUAGGCUUUUCUUUUCUGAAUUUACUUACACCUUCAAUUUAACACCAGGUCCAAAAUUCCUUCGGCUUCACUUCUAUCCAACUUCUUACCCUGGUUUUGAUGCUUCGAAAGAAUUCCUUUCAGUUAUGGAAGGUAACCAUACUCUUCUAAGCAACUUCAGCGCUUCUCUUGCUGCAAAUUGCAAGAAUGUUACCACUCUUAUCAAGGAAUUCAUAGUCGCUGUGCAAAACCAUUCGCUUCGACUAACAUUUAGUCCUUCUUCUUCUGAUGCAUUUGCUUUUGUGAACGGGAUUGAACUUGUUUCAAUGCCUCUGAAUCUCUACAAACGGGGUGAAAAUUUCCCUCUUCCUUUUGUCGGGUAUUCUCAAGUUAUCAGACUGGAUAGCACAUACGUAUUUGAAACAGUUUACAGAAUCAAUGUAGGAGGAGAUGACAUUCCUCCUAAAUCAGAUUCAGGGAUGUUUCGCACUUGGACAAGAGAUGAUCAAUACAUAUUCGGAGCUGGUGUUGGGCAAUUGGCAUUCGAUUAUGAUCUUCAGGUCAAGUACACACCAUCAGUACCAGCAUACACUGCACCUGAUUUAGUAUACCGCACUGCUCGUUUCAUGGGUGUUUUUGACAAUCCUAGAAUAACUUUAAACUUCAACUUAACCUGGUAUUUUCCCGUUGAGACUGGAUUCUUGUAUCUUGUCAGGCUUCAUUUCUGUGAGCUUGAUAGGAGUAUAACAAAAAUAAACCAGAAGGUAUUUUCUAUAUAUAUCAAUAAUCAAACGGCUGAAGAUGAAGCAGAUGUGAUUGGGUGGAGCGGUGGGCAAGGCGUUCCUGUCUUCAAAGACUAUGUCGUAAUGGUCCCUCAGGAAAAAGAAGGGCUUCAAGAUCUUUGGCUUGACCUGCACCCUAACACCAAAACCAAGCCUGAGUACUAUGAUUCUUUCUUAAAUGGAAUAGAGAUAUUCAAAUUAAAUAAUUAUGAUAGAAAUCUUGCUGCAGUUAAUCAUCCUGAAAUACAAUAUCAGGAGCGAUCUUCUACAUCGUCAUCAUCAACAAGUUGGCAGAAAAGAAGAGCUCUAACUGUUGGAAGCUUACUUGGCGGAUUAGCCAUGGUAUUUAUUUAG
This is a messenger RNA of Jatropha curcas, 1362 nucleotides long. RefSeq names its product receptor-like protein kinase FERONIA. Lineage: Eukaryota; Viridiplantae; Streptophyta; Magnoliopsida; Malpighiales; Euphorbiaceae. The record is from RefSeq and is a predicted model, not a curated record. Gene Ontology annotation, molecular function: transmembrane receptor protein tyrosine kinase activity. Gene Ontology annotation, biological process: protein phosphorylation.